UCCUUUAACUCUCCCCUGUCAGGCCCAUCGAUCUUUCAUAUCUUUGAGUAGGCUCUUUACACGCCCACCAGCGAUGGCCACACUCGAGAAAAAGACAAUCGAGACCAAGCGCUCACUCACCUACACAUACUACGUCUCACCCAAGAGCAAGGCCGAUUCCUCCAAACCAGCUUUGUUCUUCAUCCAUGGCUUCCCCGAUAGCGCUCUCAUGUGGUCGGAGGUCAUUGACCAGCUCUCAGACCUACCAUACCAGAUAAUCGUCCCAGACUGCCUCGGCUAUGCGGGUACUUCCAAGCCCAGUGAUCUCCCCAUGUACAAAUGGUCUGGCCAAUGCGCUGACCUUGUGGAGAUCUUGAAGGUGGAGGACAUCAAGAAGGUCAUCGUUGUUGGUCACGACUGGGGGGCCAUGCUGGCCCAGCGGUUCUACAAUCGCCAUCCCGACAUGGUAUCUGGGGUAAUCUUGUGUAACAUUUCCUACCGACCUCCAUCUGCGGACAAAUUCGACCUUGAUGGGUUCAAUGCACUGACCAAGGAGCGCUUUGGAUACCCCCUCUAUCAGUAUUGGUAUUUCUUCACUUCCCCAGACGGGUACAAAACCAUCAACAGCAACCUCGAAAGAUUCUGGGAAGUGUUGCACGGCGCGGAUCCUGACUGGAUGAAGAAAAUGUUCGCCGGCAAGGACGCAAUGGCGAAUUACAUGUCGGGCGGCGAGCGGGUUGCGUUGAAGCCUUAUGCAACAGAACCCAAAUGGAGGGUUGAUUUUAUGCAGCGCUUCACCAAGGAUGGCUUCGAGGCCCCGACGAAUUGGUACAAGGCGCUCGCGACCAAUGUGCAAUGGGAAGACGACAAGAGUAUUCCCAAGGAGAAUCAUGUUGUCCAUGUCCCUUUCUUCUUCGUCGGGUGCACGGGCGACAGCGUGGGUCGGACUGAUCUGAUUCACAUCUCGAGGGAAGCGGGAUACUUGCCAGAUUUCGAGAUGACUGAGAUCGAAUCUGGUCACUGGUGUGCAAUGGAAGCACCUGAGAAGGUGGCCGAGGCCAUCAGAGGGUGGGUGACCAAGCGAUUCCCGUAGAAUGCUUGGAGACUUGUGCACGUCGCCUCUUGAAGCGACCCGUUCGAGUUUCCCAUCCUCCUGAUGUGCCCUUCCGAACCUAAAUAUCGAGCCAACUUUCAGCAAAUACCAC
Molecule: messenger RNA, 1184 nt
Organism: Cladophialophora immunda
Lineage: Eukaryota; Fungi; Ascomycota; Eurotiomycetes; Chaetothyriales; Herpotrichiellaceae
Exons: 1
Coding region: 74-1072 (332 amino acids)
Molecular function (GO): catalytic activity
Source: RefSeq, a predicted model, not a curated record